AUGGAGGCGCUAGGGGCCCGGGGCGCGCUCGCCGGCUUCCUGCGGGCGCUCUGCGUCCUGGGCUGCCUGCUGGGCCGCGCCACCGCCCCGCCGUCUCCCGUCAUCAAAUUCCCCGGCGAUGUCGCCCCCAAAACGGACAAAGAGCUGGCGGUGCAAUACCUGAACACCUUCUACGGCUGUCCCAAGGACAGUUGCAACCUGUUCGUGCUGAAGGACACCCUCAAGAAGAUGCAGAAGUUCUUCGGGCUGCCCCAGACAGGUGAACUGGACCAGAGCACCAUCGAGACCAUGCGGAAGCCGCGCUGCGGCAACCCGGAUGUGGCCAACUAUAACUUCUUCCCCCGCAAGCCCAAGUGGGACAAGAAUCAGAUCACAUACAGGAUCAUCGGCUACACGCCUGACCUCGACCCAGAAACAGUGGAUGAUGCCUUCGCGCGCGCCUUCCAAGUCUGGAGUAACGUGACCCCGCUGCGGUUUUCUCGAAUCCACGAUGGAGAAGCUGACAUCAUGAUCAACUUUGGCCGCUGGGAGCAUGGAGACGGAUACCCGUUUGACGGCAAGGACGGGCUCCUGGCUCAUGCCUUUGCUCCGGGCACUGGUGUUGGGGGAGAUUCCCACUUUGAUGACGAUGAGCUGUGGACCCUGGGAGAAGGUCAAGUGGUCCGUGUGAAGUAUGGCAAUGCGGAUGGGGAGUACUGCAAGUUCCCCUUCCUGUUCAAUGGCAAGGAGUACACCAGCUGCACAGACACCGGUCGCAGCGAUGGCUUCCUCUGGUGCUCCACCACCUACAACUUUGAGAAGGAUGGCAAGUACGGCUUCUGCCCCCAUGAAGCCCUGUUCACCAUGGGUGGCAACGCCGAUGGGCAGCCCUGCAAGUUCCCGUUCCGCUUCCAAGGCACAUCCUACAGCAGCUGCACCACGGAAGGCCGCACCGACGGCUACCGCUGGUGCGGCACCACCGAGGACUACGACCGCGACAAGAAGUAUGGCUUCUGCCCCGAGACUGCCAUGUCUACUAUUGGCGGGAACUCGGAAGGCGCCCCCUGUGUCUUCCCCUUCACCUUCCUGGGCAACAAGUAUGAGAGCUGUACCAGCGCCGGCCGCAGUGAUGGCAAGAUGUGGUGCGCGACCUCAACCAACUACGACGAUGACCGCAAGUGGGGCUUCUGCCCUGACCAAGGUUACAGCCUGUUCCUCGUGGCAGCCCAUGAGUUUGGCCACGCCAUGGGGCUGGAGCACUCCCAGGACCCCGGGGCCCUGAUGGCGCCCAUUUACACCUACACGAAGAACUUCCGCCUGUCACAGGACGACAUCAAGGGCAUUCAAGAGCUCUACGGGGCCUCUCCCGACGCUGGCACGGACGCUGGCACCGGCCCCACGCCUACGCUGGGACCUGUCACUCCUGAGAUCUGCACACAGGACAUCGUCUUCGAUGGCAUCGCUCAGAUCCGUGGGGAGAUCUUCUUCUUCAAGGACCGGUUCAUUUGGCGGACGGUGACACCGGGUGACAAGCCCAUGGGACCCCUGCUGGUGGCCACCUUCUGGCCUGAGCUCCCGGAGAAGAUCGACGCUGUGUACGAGGCCCCCCAGGAGGAGAAGGCCGUGUUCUUUGCAGGCAAUGAAUACUGGGUGUAUUCAGCCAGCACCCUGGAGCGAGGGUACCCCAAGCCUCUGACCAGCCUCGGGCUGCCCCCCGAUGUCCAGCGAGUAGACGCGGCCUUCAACUGGAGCAAGAACAAGAAGACGUACAUCUUUGCUGGAGACAAGUUCUGGAGAUACAAUGAGGUGAAGAAGAAGAUGGACCCUGGCUUCCCUCGGCUCAUCGCGGAUGCCUGGAACGCCAUCCCCGAUCACCUGGAUGCUGUGGUGGACCUGCAGGGCAGCGGUCACAGCUACUUCUUCAAGGGCACUUAUUACCUGAAGCUCGAGAACCAAAGUCUGAAGAGCGUGAAGGUUGGAAGCAUCAAGACGGACUGGCUGGGCUGCUGAGCCGGGCCCGGGGGCCUGGCCGCCGCACCUGCACUUCCGUAGUUAAUCAGCCUUCUCACCCCCACCUGAUAAUCUAAGAUUCCAGAGAGCGGCUCUACCCUGUGCCCAAGGAAAGGUGCUGGCUGUUUCCCUCCCCGGUGCCCCUUCCCCUCCAAUCCCGUCAACCCUCAGAGCCACCCCCAAAGAGAUACUUUGGUCUUUACAAUGCGGCCCUGCCUUGGGCUGCCCUGGUGCUGCCACACUUGAGACUCAUCUCCCUCCACAUCCUUCGGUGGCUCACGGCACCCUCGGAGCCAACAGGGACUAUCUCAGCAGGGCACUGGUGGCCCGACAGCCUGGCAUGGGGCAGUGGGAUAAGGGCACGGCCAGGUGGCCACCCCAGACACCUGGCUUCUCACUGCUGGCUGCCUUAGAGCCUCCCCUGCGUUAGCAGUUUGCUUUGUAUGCACUUUGUUGUUUAUUUUUCCACUUGGAAACUGCAUUUCCUGACACAAGGACUCAGGUCAUCUGAAGUCACUGCACGGUGCAGCGCAGCCCGCCUAGCGAAGCUCCCUUGUUCACUCUGCCCAGUCGCUGCCUCCACUGGAUGGAGGAAAAUCCAGUCAUGGCUCCCUGCUCCGCCCUCCCCACUGUCCCUUCAACCGUUCCCCGUGGGAAAUGUCAACAGGUGUGAAUAAAGACACCAGCUG
Messenger RNA from Oryctolagus cuniculus (rabbit), 2678 nucleotides. It is a transcript of the gene MMP2, whose product is annotated as matrix metallopeptidase 2. Gene Ontology annotation, cellular component: extracellular matrix. The record is from RefSeq and is marked provisional. Gene Ontology annotation, molecular function: metalloendopeptidase activity; zinc ion binding. NCBI's taxonomy places the organism in Eukaryota, Metazoa, Chordata, Mammalia, Lagomorpha, Leporidae. Gene Ontology annotation, biological process: extracellular matrix organization; proteolysis; collagen catabolic process.